Messenger RNA from Podarcis lilfordi (Lilford's wall lizard), 9901 nucleotides. Lineage: Eukaryota; Metazoa; Chordata; Lepidosauria; Squamata; Lacertidae. The record is from the annotation of a GenBank genome assembly.
AUGCCAGUGUUUUUCACCAAGUAGGAAGCAUAAAACACAAAUGAUAGUUCCAUGUGCCCUGCAGAACCCACUAAACAGAUGUGGGGCCCCAAACAAUGCUCUUCCCACAAAGUGCUCCCUUCUCCCUACUCAUAGUAGUGAGCAGCCCAGACUUGAGAGAUGAAGGAAACAAAAGGAUUAUUUCCUGAAUCCUUCAUAGGAGCAUCCCAGGUUUAGCUUUCAUCUUGUUCUGCUAGUUUCAUAAAUAUCAAUGCUAUUUGGAACUGCAGCAUAAAUCGGCACAGUAAAGCCCUUUUCUUUCCUGCUAGCAUUAGCUGUGUUUGUCCAAGGUCAGAACAGGAGGAAUUUGUUGCUGCAAUCUUGUCUUCAUUUUAUCCUUUAUGUGUAGAGUACUUGGCCAUUAUUGCUAAACCAAGAUAGCAGAAGGCAAUGUGUCCUUCAUUCUUUUAGGAUUCCAGAAUGUGCUGUCAGAAAAUGUUGAUUCUGUAUCUUACAUGCAUGACAUUUUUAUUUCGUACUGGCCAAGGCAGGACUGAUACUUGUGGGUUUCCAAAGUUUAGGUGUCAAGAAGCCCCUCUCCAUCACCACCUUUUUAGGAACAAGUGAAAUAAGUUAAGAACCUCCUUCCUUAAAAGCACCCAGUCUCUUGGAGGCAGCUCAGCUCUCAAUGUUUCAUUUCCAUUUCCACAGGGUUCUAAUGUUGCAUCCACACACCAUGAAAUCAGAUAGAUCCAAUAGCCACGCUUGUCUGUUUUAGCAGAAGCAGUCUCAGGGCACCUUAAAGAUUUAGCCAGUGUAUAACAAAACAACUGAAGCCAGAGGUGGUGAACCUGUAGCCUUCAAGCUAAAUUUGUGUGGUUGGUGGGAGCACAGAGAGCAGGAGGCAGGAAAUCGUGUGUGUGUGUGUGUGUGUGUGUGUGUGUGUGUGUGACUGACUGGGAGAGAGCCAAAACAGAUGGAGUGAUGGAAGACAAGGAAGCCCUUGACAUGUGAUCAGUUUAGACCUCUGGCAGUUUAGACCUCUGUUCAUUCAUUCCCUGGCAGCCUGCUGGGUGGAGAGAGAGGAAAGGUGUGCCUUUGCCCCACUUUUGGCUCUGCCUCCCAUCACCUGCUUUGGGAAAUAGGCAGAGGUAAUUCCUAGGAUUCCAGUCCAUGGAAGCUUGUGCAUCUGUUCUAAUCUAUAAAGGGCUGUGACCUACUUUGUGAGUUCAUUUUGUGACUCUGAGGAGUCCUUACUCUCUUCCUGUGAACUUGACCUCAGCUGAGAGUUACCUGGCAUAGCAACUGGUUGUUGCUGAGCUAUCUGUCUCUCCUUCUCCAUUCCAGGAUUGUUCUCAUGGAUGAUGCUGUGGACUGCUUGAUGUCUUUUUCAGACUUCCUGUUUGCCUUCCAGAUCCAGUUUUACUACUCAGGUGAGCCCAUUCUUACUAACCUUGUCUCUCUUACUACAGUGACCCAUUUAGGAUUGUAGACUCUGGACUUAGCAGCUUCACACCAUUGCCCACCCCCCUUUUUUACAUGGUAAUAUGUAUUGCUUCACUUACUUCAAAACGUGAUAAGCCAGCAGCCCUGCACUUCACUCUGCUGAGUGUGGCCCUGCCCUCAUGGUGCCACUGUCCUCCUGCACAGCUACAUUAGACAGGACAAAUAUGGCAGGAGUGUGGGCAACACAGGCCAGGAAGCCUUGUCCUGCGACGCAGAUCCUCCUGACAGAGAACUGCAUGUGAAGGUCACUCAUUCUACACACUCCUGAGCCAGAGAGGCACUUUGGACACAACUCAUUUCCAGAAAAAACUGGCAUUAAAGCAUGAAAAGUACAUGUGGCUCCUCCUAAUGUGUGAACUUUGCAUCCAUUUCACUGCAUAUUUAUUAUUAUUGGUUUUUAUAUAUUUUAAAGGCAAGCCCUCACAAGGUGGCUUUUGAAAAACAAUGGACAAAUAAUACAGUGGUACCUCAGGUUACAUAUACUUCAGGUUACAUACGCUUCAGGUUACAGACUCCGCUAACCCAGAAAUAGUGCUUCAGGUUAAGAACUUUGCUUCAGGAUGAGAACAGAAAUCGUGCUCUGACGGCACGGCGGCAGCAGGAGGCCCCAUUAGCUAAAGUGAUGCUUCAGGUUAAGAACAGUUUCAGGUUAAGAACGGACCUCUGGAACGAAUUAAGUACUUAACCCAAGGUACCACUGUGAAAACACAUGAGAUAAAAGCAUAUACAGGGGGUCCAGCUUGAAAAAUAAGAAACUCAGUGAAAUAAAGAAGUCUUUAGGGUCUGCUUAAGGACGACAAGAAAAGGGGAGAAGCAGUUCUUCUACAAGUGUGGAGCUGACACUGAAAAGGCCCUGGUUUUGGUAUUUGCCAACCUUAGUAGGAGGUCCUUAUCCUUGUUAGGUUCAUAUGGGUGUAGGCAGCGCUUCAAAUAAUCUGGUCCUAAACUGUUCAGGGCUUUAAAGGUUACUACCAGUUCUUCCCACUGAGCCCAGAAACAAAUGGGUGGCAAGAGCAACUGAUGCAAAAUCAGUGUGAUGUGAUCAAACUGUCUACUCCCACAAGCAUUCUGGCAGCUGAAGUUUGUAGCAGCUGAAGUUUCUGGACUGUCUCCAAAGGCAGUCCUAUAUGCAGAUCACUGUAGUAGUUUAGUCUGGAUGUGGCCAGUGCAUGUGUAACUGGGGCCAGCUCCACUUUCUCCAGACAAGGCUGCAGUUGGUGAUUGAACCCAAACUGAUAGAAGUCACUCCCAGCCACUGAGGUCACCUCCAUAAAUAACACUAUGCCCAGGAGACCCCCAAACCACACACCUGAUUCUGUGUAACCCCAUCAGAAAUCUGUUGUGAACAAACCUCCAGUGAUAUGUGCACCCACCAUACCUGAACACUGGCCAUGCUGCCUCAGAUUGCAUUGUAACCCAAAACACCUGGAGAAGAAAAAUAUCAAUAUACAACCAGCACAACUGCAAAUAGGCAUCAUGUGCAUGGUUUUCUCACAUCUUCACAAAAACCCUUUACAUGUAGCAAAUUCAAAAUGCUUGAAGCAGCCCCAAGUAUUUUAUUUCUGGAAAGCAGUUUCCUUUCUAAUAGUAACCAGCGAGAGAAUGGGUCUGAGUGAAGACUCUAGCACCUGUCAGGGGGAAAACCCCUGAAAUUUGGGGACAGUGUAUAUUCAUGGUAACCGUGUGGAAAUGCCUGUUUACAUUUUAUUGCUUCUGAGAGAUGGAAUCGUGUGCUAAAUUCCUUGUCCUGCUUCAUCCUUACGACAUGCCUCUCUGUUGUUUAUCUCUGGGCAGGGAUGGAAUCCAAAUGCACAGCAGAUAAUGAACCCCUCUCUGUCACUCUCUCCUGCGUGAAUGGGGUCUAUUUCAAGUAUGCAGCAUGUUCUGAAAGCUGCUCUAAACUCUGGACCUUCAGGAUAACCUUAGAAAGCCACCCAUCUUCGUGACGCAUCAUAGCCUUCCAGGCUUUUGUUGUGUGCAUAGAGGUCAGCAGACACAGACCACAGGUCACCACUUCCAUGCUCAUCUGCGCACGUCCGCUUUCCAGGCUACCCUACCAGUCCACAUGCAUGCAAACCACUCAGUGUGGAAUCUCCAUCUGUAAAUGGCUGACCAGGACCAUAAACAAACUUGUUUAAAUUUAGAUUCUGGGAGUAAACAGCGGGGAAGCUUUGGAGCCUGGGGGAAAAUGCUUUCGGCCAGCUUCUCCCCCUAAUCUUCCCUUUGGACCCUGUCUUGUGUUUACUUUGGAUUUGUGCUGAAGUACACUGGGCUGCAGGCUGGAGACUGCUUGACCCAACUCCCUUGCCUCCUCCAACAAUUCCAAACAGCUUCUUCCUAACUUGGGUGGUGUUUAUCUCUGUGACCGUGGAAGUUAGCGUGUUUAAGAAGCUAGUCUGAUUGGGUGGCCUUGACUUUCACUCUCCUUCGUAGAAUCAAAGUUGGAAGGAAUUUUUCUUAAAAAGCACAAAGAGCAGGACCAGCAAUUCAUCCACAAGAUUUUCAGAGGUGGCCCUGUGAAAUCCUCUUGUGGCUUUCUUGUCCCAUCCUGAAAAGGCUAAGUGCUAGGCUGUGUCACUACGGCACAGAGGUUGCCAGUGUGAUUUCCUCCCAGAUGUUGUGGGCUACAGCACCCACCAGCCCCAGCCAGCAUGGCCAACGGCCAGGGAUGAUGGGGCUGCUUUUUUUUUUUUUAAACAAUUCUAGACCACCCUUCAUCCGAGGAUCACAAGGCAGUUUACAAUAUGAAAACACAAAAAUACAUACCAUAGUAUUAGUCCAAAACCAUGUGAAGGGGACCAUGUUGACGUCCCCUGCACUAAGGCCUUUUGGGUCACCUCCUCACAUAGUAACACAAGUAAAAUCACAGUAUUGCAUGCUCUAAGGCUUCUUUGUCAGUAUCAUGCAUAAGUAACUGCAGGAGGAAGAAUGGGAUCGAUUUGCUACACAUGUCCCCAAGCCUGGAGAAUUCCCAUGUGUGCCAAUAACCAUGAUUUCUAAGUUGCCUUUCUGUUUUUACAGAGUUUAUUGAAAGCAUGGCUGCCAUCUAUCAAGAGCUCUUGACGGGCAAGAACCCAAACACUGUCAUUGUGCCUACAUCAUCCUCUGGGCAGCAUCGUUCGCGCCAGACUCUAAGUGAGUGCAGCCCGCUCGAUGGGGUGGAGGCAUCUGCAUUUUACCAGUGCCUUGAGUCUCUGUGUGACAGGUCCAAAUACAGGUAAGGCUUGUGACCGGCUAACAUGAAUAAACCAUGGUUCAUCUUUCCUACGUUGCAGGGAGGGGAGGGGCUCCCUGAAGUCGAGGCAAAGACACUCGUCACAUCUAGGAACUGAGAUGUGGCAAGUUGCCCUGUAUCCUUAGCCCAAUGCUGCCUCUCUGCUCUCUGAAACUAGCACAGCUAAAUACCACUGAUAGUUAGAUGGGUGACAGAAAUUAUGAUACCAGCUUCUCGAGGAGCACACAACUGCAAAAAGGCAGUUUCCCCUGUAACAAGUGAGCACGUUUUGAGCCUCCUCUUAACUCUGAGUUCUGCUAGAGGGAAGUGGUCUUUUGACUUAAGAGUACCCCAGUAUUCUCAGGCCCAUCUAGGGCAUUUCAGACUGAGCGUGAAAUAGGGCCCAUUUCUCAAAAGAAACAGUGCUGACAGUAUCCUUCCUUCAGUAGGAGAGCUAUGCCAGCGCUGACAGAAAUGGAUUGCAGUACCUGCUGGUCAAAGUUGUUGGGAAAUGCCCUUCACCUCCUCACAUUAAAAGGCAAUCAUGGUUGCCUGUGGAGAUUGAUUAUUUAUUCAUACCCUGCUUUAUAGCCCCAAGACACUCUCAAAGCAGCUCACAGAAGAUUCUCAAAUCUAGUACAGAAGCAGGAAUUGUACAGGGUCCACACAGAGCCAGGCUUGUCCAGGCAUCAUUUCCUGUCCUUGUCCUUCUUCCUUGAUGCCAUAGCAGGCAGCGGUCCUCCCCUGAGGCAAGGGAAUGGGACUAAGUGGCUGGAUCCUGUCAAGCCUAUGGUGGAAGGAGUCUUCCCUUACUGGUAACAUGCCAGGCGGCAGCUCCCACCAAAAUCCCUUGAGGCAAGGGGGUGCAGCCCAAUUCACACAUGGCCAGAGGAGGAGGGAGUUAUGGGGAGAUGAUUUCCUCCUGCGUACUUUUAAAAGACGGCUUCAUGUUGCAAAGUGACACCUGAUCCAUCCCUCCAUCCAUAAGCUGAAAUUGCUGAAACUGACGCAGCACAAUUUCUUCCUGUGUUCCUCUCGUUUGCCUAGCUGUCCCCCAUCUGCUAUUGUGAAGGAAGUUCUGAGCAGUGUGCAGAGACUGACCUUCUAUGGAUUUCUGAUGGCUCUUGCAAAGCAUCAUGGGAUCAACAGAGCCCUGGGUAAAGAAAAGUCCCACCCUGUUUCUUCCCUCUCCCCUGCAAUGAUGUGGUCUAGGGAAGUUGACAGCGGGUUUUAAAGUGACCACUGAGAAAGAUGCCUUUGCCGUGACCAAAUAUACCAGAAGAACAAUGUAGGAGCAUUUUAGAAAGGUCCCUUUGGAGUAAAGAAACUUGGAAUGAAUCAGUCAAGAAAGGCAAGCGGGACAGUACAAAAAAAUAAAGAAAAACCCUUCAUUUAAACUGCUUUAAUUCCUUCCAGUUGCCCAAAGACCACAUCAUGCAUUAUCUUUUAGUUGUAAAGUGUGACUGUGGCAGAUGCGUGUUUGGAAACAUGGGUUUCAUACCGGUUUCCCUUGUCAGGCAGCUGUGACUGGCUGCAACCGUCUGCUGAGUAUACAUUUGUUGAUUUGUUUCUGCAAAAUGAGAGAAGUGGUUCUUAAAUUAAUUGUUUAAUUCUUGGCCCAAUCCUUUGUGGCCUGCACUGGAUCAAAUGAAUUAUGAUUGGCUAAAGUGAGCCCAUCAGAUUUCACAUUUAAUCUCAUGUAUUCCUUUGUGCUAAAUUUCUAGCUAUUGUUGGGUUCUGUCCUAUACAGUGGUACCUAGUGACUAGUACUAGUGACUUCUGAGUAUCUUCAACCCAUUGCAAGUCCCUGUACGAAGCUGCUUCUCUGUCCCUCUGCCCUCUCUUGUUUUCUGGCCCGUGUGAGCCGCCAGCCGAGGGUCUAAGUCACACACAGCCAGCGCUGCUCUCUCCCUCCCUGUGCCUCAGCCAGCCAUCUGAGCUGCUAAUGCUAUCCUGGUGCAGGGCUGUUUACCCAGCAGCAAGGAGAUUAUAUAUCAAAGGGGACAGAGCAUACAAGCCUGCAAUCCCCUCUGCAAACAGGCUUAGAGAGACAUCCAUCCAUUCACAGGAGGAAGAGGGUGCCUGGACUCUGCAAAAGCCACUUUCCAGUAAAGGUGCAAAGCCAACAUAUGGGCUGAGCAAGCCCUGCCCACUGCCAUCGCUGUGCCAUGCACAAAGUGCCUGGGUUUUCCCUUCCAUUAAGGAAGGCCUGGCCUCUGGCCUCCUGCCAGCUUCCUGCCGAGGCCUCUCACAGGGAGGGGCAGCAGCCGCAAGUCGAACAGGUGCUCUCGUCUUGGCAAGGGAAGCCGGAUUCUUCUCCUGGUGCCUUUUCAUCUUCCCUGCACGCAGGCUGAUUUGAAUAGGCUUUGGUCUGCAGGGGAUCACAGGCUCCCCAGAGCCCUGCAGCGAGGGCAGUUCCAGGCGAGGGCUGGGAGGCGCUUUCAGGCAGGGGCCUUGGAGAGGCGGCAGCCCUGCCAUGACGAGAGACAGGGAUUAGAGCACAGCGGAUGAGUUUCUCAGGCAGAUGGCAACGCCCAGCCUCACGUCAAUAUUGAUUCACCAGUCCUCUAAGUGCUGCCUAUUGACUCUCCCAAGAGAUUCAAGCGUCCCAGGAGACUUUCUUGCACAUGCAGGAAGAUGACCAGCAUUUGGCUGGGUUCAGCUAAUUGAGGCUGUGGAAGGCUGGCGGCAGGCGGGAGCAUUUUCUUGGCUGCUGCAGGCUUCUGCCAGGGGUGCUGAAGAACCCCAUUUCUUGUAGUGUCAGAGAACACAGGAAGUUGCCUUCCUGUGGUCAGACCAUUGGUCCAUCUAGUUUAGCGGCUCUCCCAGCUUAGCUCCCACCCCAAGCCACUACAUCUUGCAAACAUGCCUCCAGUACAUUGUGGGAAGCAAAAAGGGUUAAGGCAUUUUUUCUCCACCCCAAGUUGUCUCCUAUCAAUACUGCUUUGCAGCAAGGAAGCAGGCCAUCAGGAUUUCAUUCUACACAAUUGCGCAAUUUCUGUGAAGACACAAUGGAAAGACAGCAGCAAGGGUGCUUGCUUUCAGCUCCCCCCUCCAGACACCUCAGUGGGUUUAUGUGUUAGAUUUUCUAUGAGGCAUCCCUCAGAAGACGACAGCUGCAUAGGCACCCUUGUUGCAAGUGGCCGAGAUCAUGUAGCUCCUUCUAAGCAAGAUAACAAGCAAUAGAGCAUGUAAAAGGUAAUCAGUUAACAUAACUGAGUACCCGCAAAUCAAUUAUUUUAACAAUUACAAUUGUUAAAUUGUUAAACUUUUAAUAAAUAUCAUUUAAAAAAAAAAAAAGAGUACCCGCAAAUCCCAUUGUUUUGGGAAAGAGAUUGACCAGCAUCGCCUUGACUUAACUGCGUGUUCUCAAAGGGAUGCAUCAUCCACUCUGCAGAAGGCUCUAUUUGCAUUAUGAACUUAAGUGUUCAACUGAAAAGCACACACACACAAUGGACAUAGAAGUUGUCAAGUUCUUAUGGCAUAUGGAUGACAGCAGUUUUUGCUGAAGUGUCAGGCUGAUCUUCACCUUGUUGCUUUUUUUCUCCUCCAGGUGCUCUCCCAGAUAAGGCAGAUCUGCUGCUUGACCCACAUAUGGAUCAGGAACUGGAGAAACUGUAAGUCCCUUUCCAGCGGAGAAAGCAGAGUCAGGCAACAUGUCCCUCUAGCUCAGUAGUCUACUCUGCAGUGCCUCUUCCUUCAAGGACAUUUCCACCCCUGUCUGCAGAUACUGGGGACUGAACCCGACACCUUCCAUUUAUAAAACAUGCAUUUUGCCCCUGAGCUACAGGCACAGGUUAUGCAGCAGGACUCCUCUUUGGAUCCGUCUCAGCUCAGUGGUGCAGUUGAUGAGACGGCAAAUUGCCUUUUUAAGCAGUUGCUGCUAAUUGACAUGGAGGACUGGAAGACUUUCCAGCCCAAGUCUAAUCCCAACAAACAGCACCUGUGCAAGAGUGCAAAAGGUGUCUCACACAGCAGUUUGGCUAGCCACCUUAAGAGAGACCCAGAGGCUUCUAACUAAGCUGUGUCUUAGCUGUGCAAGUCAAGAGUCCUGUCACUUAAACAAGAGCAGUUUAGGAAGUGGAAACUAAAUGCCAGCAGAGGAAGCUCUUGGCUUGUUGCAAACAUAAAGUCUUCCAUGCGGCAGAGGAGCCCUCUUGACGGCAACUUGCGAGCCACAUCCCUUCCCCCAUGUACUAGUGCACAAGAUUCUGCAAUGACAAAUCUCUCAGCCCCAUUUUUCUUCUUGCAGGGUAGCUCAAGUUUCCGGGCUCUCCCUUUCCAAUUCCAACCCUGCCAGCGGGGAUGCGACCAAUGUGCCUUCCCGCCCCUCUCUCCGACUCAGCUCCCCUUGGAGGCCUCUCCUCCACCGCCGGAAAAUGGAUGCGGAAAGCGACGGCUCCACCGAAGAGACAGAUUCCUCUGAGAACUGAUGGAUAGAUAUGCAUGGGAGGACAAGCUUAUUUCCAGCCCUUGUAACUGAAGCCAUGUAGGCGUUGAUGAAACAUAGCUGUUUAAGCACCUUCCUCCACAAUCUCAACGUGUGACCUACUCCUUUUUACUCUUUAUCAGUAUUAUAGCUCAGAGCUCCCUCUCAGCAAGGCACACCCCAUUCUAACAAAAACUGUUGUUUUCUCCUCAUACUGGCAGAGAAAUUGGAUGGCUAGGCCAUGAAAGCUGACAUCAGCUGCAGGGUUGGACUGCCCUCUGGUGGCAGGCUAAGUCAAAUUAGUAGAAACAUUCUAGCACUAGGGCAAGUACCUUUGAAGAAUCAAUUCUAAUCCCAAAACUAUGCACUGUGAAACAUUUUCAUCCUCAUCCAAGGAUAGGAAAUAUACAAGAUGAAGCCUGUAACUCAAAGUACUCUUCUUGUCCUCACGAGAUUUAUUUUACUUUCUCCUCCUGUAUAUGCCCUAUCUGCUAGUCGGUUAGCUAUUCCAACACCUUCCAAGUUUCACUUCAAAAUUCAAACAAGUUAGUAAGACAUGACCCCAGUCACCAGAUGUGAAAUUUGGGGCUAAGCUUCCAUACUUUGUGGGAUGGCCAUUGCCGAUGAGCAUUUUCAAAUGCUUACUGGGCUCUAUUGUAGGAGAAAGGAGUAGGGCAUUAUUUAUUAAUUUGCAAAGCUUUAAACUUUCCUGCAAACAAAGUAUAAUAUAUAGUAAAUAAAGCAUGUUGUAAAAGGCAAGUAAUGUGUCUGAG